This is a messenger RNA of Raphanus sativus (radish), 563 nucleotides long. Its product is annotated as S-protein homolog 8-like. The transcript has a single exon. NCBI's taxonomy places the organism in Eukaryota, Viridiplantae, Streptophyta, Magnoliopsida, Brassicales, Brassicaceae. The coding region runs from base 148 to 546 and encodes 132 amino acids. The record is from RefSeq and is a predicted model, not a curated record.
CAAAGAUGUUUAAAAAUAGAGAAAACCUGAGUGCUUAUCCGUGUAACGCCACUGUAUAUAAUACACAUCUUCCCUCUCGGUUAUCUACAUAUUACUUCUAAAUUUAAAAGAAUAGAAGAAGGCCAUUUCAAAUAACCAAACAACACAAUGAAUCGUCUCUCGUGUUUUCUUCUCACAAUUGGAUUGUGCAUAGGUUUGAGCAGCGCAAAGUGGAAUGAAAAAAACUCCGUGCACUUUAAGAACUCUCUUGGUCGAAACAAUAUUUUGAAGAUUAAUUGUAUAUCAAAUGACGACGAUCUAGGCUUCCACUUUCUACGACCUGGAGAAACCUACGAAUUCAGUUUUCAUGAUAGUGUUUUUAAAACAGAAUUCUUUUGUGACCUAUGGCAAGGGCCAAAUUUCAAGUUCCAUGCAGGGUUCACUGGAUAUGUAGGUGGUGGUCUUAUAGUUCAUUAUGGUAAAAAGAAUUUUUGGGAUGCUAGAGAAGAUGGAAUUUACUUCACACAUGGCCACAAAACACCCAAGUUAGAAUACACGUGGAAAUAACAAUUUGCUCAUUUUGG